AUCAGUGAGGAGGGCAGAUGGCUCUUCCCCAAUUCAGCAGAGGACGAAAUGCCACAGUGGGUGGAGGAUCAGAGAGAUAUCAAUGAGGCAGGGCGAAAUAGCGACUGUGUCAGAGGAACAAUUUCCGCAGUACACUGUGCAGCGGGUAAUGGGUGCGGAAAGCCUGCUUCACUGAAGCGGUGUCCAGUGAGGCAUGCCGCGUCGGUAAAGGUGUCGCUAAUCGCCAUCCGAGAAGCCACCGCCGAUGCCGUCCCCGGUGCCGCCGCCGCUCAGCACUGCCCUGUCCACGGAUCGUUGAAGAACAAGCUCCCACUCUUCAUGCAAGCGGGUCAGCCACAGCCACACUUCCUGCACUGGACUGGUACCACAGCAUCUCCUCCUCCUCCACCUUUUCAUCCUCACUGAUCCCACAAAGUACGUGCAACUCGACGCAUAACUUUCAACACCUCAUCUCAACCACUUUCGCCAACACAGUGGAAGCAGUCAUCGGCGGAUGUUAUCAAUACGUCCAGUGCCAACACUCGCCAUAUUGAAUGUUCUCAAAUUUGGGCAUAAUAACCGGAGAAACUCACAAUGAUCACAAACACGAAAGGUGCUCAACACAUACUGAGUAAUAGUUCGCCAUUCAUCAACCGAUAGUGCGAUACGGUUGUACCCCAGCUGAUUGGUUGAGAGGCUCAGUAAUGGCUCCUACCUUACGCCGGAAAUGUCAGUUCAUUCUGGU
Schistocerca cancellata (South American locust) is the source of this 724-nucleotide messenger RNA. RefSeq lists its product as uncharacterized. The coding region runs from base 49 to 405 and encodes 118 amino acids. Lineage: Eukaryota; Metazoa; Arthropoda; Insecta; Orthoptera; Acrididae. The record is from RefSeq and is a predicted model, not a curated record. The transcript is spliced from 2 exons.